GCCACUGAGAACACCGUCUGCAGAGAGAGAAGACCAAACUACUGAGCUCUACCUCAGAGAUAUACAGGAGAGACCAGAACUAAAGACUCAGUACUAGACCCAGGACCCAACACCUAGGUCCCAGGACUCUUUAACUAAGCCCAGGACUCUUUAACUAGACCCAGGACUCUUUAACUAGACCCAGGACUCUUUAACUAGACCCAGGACUCUUUAACUAGGCCCAGGACUCUUUAACUAGAACCAGGACUCUUUAACUAGACCUAGGACUCUUUAACUAGGCCCAGGACUCUUUAACUAGGCCCAGGACUCUUUAACUAGGCCCAGGACUCGAACCCAAACACAACAUCCAAACCCAGGACUAGACCCAGACAUCCAACCGCAGAACCAGGGAGGAACCAGGGUACGCUGACCCAUAAAGGAUCUAGGAGCAGGUUCUGUUACACAGGAACUCCCCUUACCCAGCCAUGCCUGCCUCUGGAGGGACAGAUGCUAAGGGGGAGGAUUUCUCUACUGCUAUCCUGAAGCAGAAACACAGACCCAACAGACUGGUGGUGGAUGAAGCCCACAAUGAAGACAACAGCAUCGUCAGCCUCUCACAGGCGAAGACAGAGGAGCUGCAGUUGUUCCGUGGCGACACGGUGGUCCUGCGGGGGAGGAAGCGCCGUGAGACGGUGUGUAUCGUGUUGACAGAUGACACCUGUCCAGACGAACGCGUCCGCAUGAACCGCGUCACACGCAACAACCUGAGGGUACGCCUCGGUGAUGUCAUCAGUGUCCAUGCAUGCCCAGAUGUGAAGUACGGCGUGCGUAUCCAUGUCCUGCCGAUAGAUGACACCAUCGAAGGGUUAACGGGAAACCUGUUCGACGUCUUCCUGAAACCCUACUUCUUGGAAGCCUAUCGGCCUGUACACAAAGGCGACAUCUUCCUGGUGCGAGGGGGCAUGCGGGCAGUGGAGUUCAAGGUGGUGGAGACAGACCCCGCCCCCCACUGCAUCGUCGCCCCGGAUACCGUCAUCCACUGCGAGGGACAGCCAAUCAACAGAGAGGACGAGGAGGAGAGUCUGAAUGACGUAGGCUAUGAUGACAUUGGAGGUUGUCGUAAACAGUUAGCUCAAAUCAAAGAAAUGGUGGAGCUUCCCCUCAGACAUCCUGGACUAUUCAAGGCUAUAGGAGUCAAGCCUCCCAGGGGUAUUCUGCUGUAUGGACCUCCAGGUACAGGGAAGACACUGGUUGCCCGGGCCGUCGCCAACGAGACUGGAGCAUUCUUCUUUCUCAUCAAUGGACCUGAGAUCAUGAGUAAGAUGGCCGGAGAGUCGGAGAGCAACCUGAGGAAAGCCUUCGAGGAGGCAGAGAAAAACUCUCCCGCCAUUAUCUUCAUAGAUGAACUGGAUUCUAUCGCUCCUAAGAGAGAGAAGACCCAUGGGGAGGUGGAGAGGCGUAUCGUAUCACAGCUCCUCACCCUGAUGGAUGGACUGAAGCAGAGAACUCACGUUAUCGUCAUGGCAGCCACCAACAGACCCAACAGCAUCGACCCUGCCCUGAGACGCUUCGGCAGGUUUGACAGAGAGAUCGACAUCGGCAUCCCAGACGCCACUGGUAGACUGGAGAUACUGCAGAUUCACACCAAGAACAUGAAACUAUCUGAUGACGUGGACCUGGAGAGGGUUUCCAUGGAUGCGCAUGGCCAUGUGGGGUCAGACCUGGCAGCUCUGUGUUCUGAAGCGGCUCUGCAGGCCAUCAGGAAGAAGAUGACUCUGAUUGACCUGGAGGACGACACAAUCGAUGCUGAACUGCUCAACUCACUGGCAGUUACCAACGAUGACUUCAGGUGGGCGCUGGGGCAGAGUAACCCGUCAGCUCUGAGGGAGACAGUAGUGGAGGUUCCUAAUGUCAACUGGGAGGAUAUAGGAGGACUGGGAGAGGUCAAGAGAGAACUACAGGAACUAGUACAGGAACUACCAACAGGUAGAGGGAUGUGGGGGGUCUUUAUUAUAGGAGCUACCAACAGACCUGAUAUAAUAGACUCUGCGAUCCUCCGUCCAGGGAGGCUGGACCAGCUCAUCUACAUCCCUCUACCAGACACAGCCUCCCGUACCGCCAUCCUUAACGCCAACCUACGCAAGUCCCCAAUCGCCAGGGAUGUAGACCUGCCCUACCUGUCUGGUAUCACCCAGGGUUUCAGUGGGGCAGACCUGACAGAGAUCUGCCAGAGGGCCUGUAAGCUGGCCAUCAGAGAGGCCAUAGAGGCUGAGAUCAAAGCAGAGCGCCAGAGGCAGACCCACCCAGGCACUGCCAUGGAUGAGGACUGUGACCCUGUUCCAGAGAUCAGGAAGGAUCACUUUGAGGAGGCCAUGAGGUUCGCCCGGCGCUCCGUCAGCGACAAUGAUAUCAGGAAGUAUGAGAUGUUUGCCCAGACACUACAGCAGAGCAGAGGCUUUGGGAACUUCAGGUUCCCAUCUGGCUCUCAGUCCGGAGGUCAAGGGUCGGGGUCAGGGGGACAGUUCAGAGACGAGGUAGAGGACGACCUCUACCAGUGAGAAGGAAGACUUGUAAUCCUGGAGACAACCACCUCUAUCACACCUGCCUGCAUAUGAUGUGGAACUCUGGAUCAAUUAGAUUGUUGUGGGAAUCAAAUACGGACAGAAUAACUUUUAACAGCACAUAACGUUUGUGCUUCUCAGCUUAUCGGUGCAGUCUUAAAUGUUUCUCAUAACAACUGCUGCAUCAUAAUAACUGCUGCAUCAUAACAACUGGUGCAUCAUAAUAACUGCUGCAUCAUAAUAACUGCUGCAUCAUAAUAACUGCUGCAUCAUAAUAACUGCUGCAUCAUAAUAACUGGUGCAUCAUAAUAACUGCUGCAUCAUAAUAACUGCUACAUCAUAAUAACUGGUGCAUCAUAAUAACUGCUGCAUCAUAAUAACUGCUGCAUCAUAAUAACUGCUGCAUCAUAAUAACUGCUACAUCAUAAUAACUGGUGCAUCAUAAUAACUGCUGCAUCAACUGCUGCAUCAUAAUAACUGCUGCAUCAUAAUAACUGCUGCAUCAUAAUAACUGCUACAUCAUAAUAACUGCUGUAUCAUAAUAACUGCUGCAUCAUAAUAACUGGUGCAUCAUAAUAACUGCUGCAUCAACUGCUGCAUCAUAACAACUGCUGCAUCAUAAUAACUGCUACAUCAUAAUAACUGCUGCAUCAUAAUAACUGCUGCAUCAUAAUAACUGGUGCAUCAUAAUAACUGCUACAUCAUAAUAACUGGUGCAUCAUAAUAACUGCUGCAUCAUAAUAACUGCUACAUCAUAAUAACUGCUGCAUCAUAAUAACUGCUGCAUCAUAACAACUACUGCAUCAUAACAACUACUGCAUCAUAAUAACUGCUGCAUCAUAAUAACUGGUGCAUCAUAAUAACUGCUGCAUCAUAACAACUGCUGCAUCAUAAUAACUGGUGCAUCAUAAUAACUGCUGCAUCAUAAUAACUGCUGCAUCAUAAUAACUGCUGCAUCAUAAUAACUGCUGCAUCAUAAUAACUGGUGCAUUUGAGGAAUCGAGUCUGUUUGUUUUUUCUUGGAAGAAUAAUUUGUAAAAGCUGGAUGAUCAAAGUACAAUGAAUAUAACUGUGAUUGUUGUUGUUGUUGUGUUUGAGCUGGUCAUCAUGGAAGGAAUGCUGAUUAAAAUCUGAAAUGUAAUCAAUUUAGUAUUUUACUAUUAAAACAAC
Messenger RNA from Salvelinus fontinalis (brook trout), 3710 nucleotides. Its product is annotated as transitional endoplasmic reticulum ATPase-like. Gene Ontology annotation, molecular function: ATP binding; polyubiquitin modification-dependent protein binding; ATP hydrolysis activity. Gene Ontology annotation, biological process: autophagosome maturation; mitotic spindle disassembly; retrograde protein transport, ER to cytosol. NCBI's taxonomy places the organism in Eukaryota, Metazoa, Chordata, Actinopteri, Salmoniformes, Salmonidae. The coding region runs from base 465 to 2537 and encodes 690 amino acids. Gene Ontology annotation, cellular component: nucleus; cytosol; VCP-NPL4-UFD1 AAA ATPase complex. The transcript has 17 exons. The record is from RefSeq and is a predicted model, not a curated record.